Molecule: messenger RNA, 880 nt
Organism: Lactuca virosa
Lineage: Eukaryota; Viridiplantae; Streptophyta; Magnoliopsida; Asterales; Asteraceae
Source: the annotation of a GenBank genome assembly
AUGGCGAGGGACGAGGUGCCUGUGAUGGAUAUGCAAAAGGGUGAUGGAUUGGCUGAGGAAAUAAUGAAGGCUUGUGAAGAAUGGGGUUGUUUUAGGAUGGUCAACCAUGGUGUUCCGGCGGGGCUCAUGGCCGAGAUGAAGGCGGUGAUCGCCUCACUUCUUAGUCUUCCCGAUGAGAUCAAGAAACGGACGGUUCAUAGCGAACAAGGUAAGGGCUACCUGCAACGCAACCCAGGAACUCCAUUUUUCGAGACUUUAAGCAUCGACGAUAUCUUUUCACCCGAUGAAUUCUAUGAUCGCCUCGAAGCCUCCCCUCACCAACGGGAUAUCAUUAACACGUAUAUGAAAGCUACUCGUGAUGUGGCCAGACUUCUUGGCCAGAAAUUAAUGGAAGGUAGUGGUUUAGCCGGAGAUUUAUUUGACGAAUAUUGUUGCCAAAUGAGAAUGAACAAAUACCAUUAUUUCCAAGAAAGCGUAGGGUUAAGCGGCAUCGGCAUGCACUCCGACCCUACAUUUCUGACCAUUUUACACGAUGACGAAAAGGUAAACGGUCUGCAAGUGGUUGAUAAAUACUCCGGUGAGAUAAUUUCUGUAGAUCCCGUUCCCGGUACAUUAGCUGUGAAUAUCGGCGAUAUUGGAAAGGUAUGUUGGUAAUUUGCAGGGUCAACAAAGUCUUUUUACCAAGACAAGAAACAGGACACAAGAAAGUGACAGGCACAGGGGACAAAAACUUGUGAAUAACAGGAAGGGCAAAACUGGAAAACAGCUUUUUUCAAGUCUGUACAGUGGAUAAAAGAUUAUAAGGAAGAAGUGGGACAAAACAGGAAACACACACAGGGUAGAGGCAAAAAGCUGCACAGUUUUAUUCAUAAACUUGGAA